AUGAAGAGUUGUAUGCAGUCUCCCUAUCAAUUCCUGUGAGCUCCUCCCUAAACCUUCUCUCCUCUGACUAAACACAGCACCCAUGUGUUUAUUAUUAAAGAUGUACCUGUGGCCUCCAGCAAUCAUUUGUGCUGUUAUGUUGGGGUUGUCAAAGGCUGAUAAAGUCUUACAGAAUCCGUUUCUUUCAGUUCAGUAUGGAGAAAAGGUCACUUUAAAUUGUACGUAUGAAACAAUAGACAGCAACCCAUACCUGCACUGGUAUAUCCAACGGCCGGAAGAGAGACCCCACUUUAUCCUACACAGGCAUCAGUUUAUCAAGGUAGAGGAUGAACCUGGGGGAAAGUAUUCUGCUAAACUGAACAAAGAGAGCAAAUCCACUGAGCUGAGGAUCUCUGGUGUCAGUGAGUCUGACUCUGGGCUGUAUUAUUGUGCUCUGAGCCCUGGGAUGAUGUUUGGUUUAGGUACAACACUGAAUGUCAUGCCCAACAUUAAAGAUACUGAACCUUCAGUGUAUCGCCUCAAAGCUGAUAAGAAUGUAGAAGGAGUUCCUAAAUCCGUGUGUCUGGCCACUGAUUUCCCAGUUCUUAAAAAUGAAACAGAGCUCAAACUGAAUACAGAAAAGGUGAACAAAGAUGAAAGGCUAUGGUUGGACAAAACAGAAGACAACACAUGGAGAUAUAGUACAGUCAUAUUGAACAGUGAUUGCAGAGUGGAAUAUGACGACAAAACAAUUUUGGAAAAACCUUCAGCAGGGAAAAUAGAAUGUUCAUCGCCAAAAAUUGAUGAGACUUUUAAAACAGAUGAAAGACUGAAUACAUUAUCUCUUAGAAUGCUUGGACUGAGGUUCUUAACCAUAAAAGCCAUAGUGUUCAAUAUCAUAAUAACCCUACGACUCUGGUCAUCUUAAGGAAUUUAUUUUUGUGACUCAGAACCCACCUUCAUAUAUGAAAGUUCUUUUCUUCUCACUUUGAAUCUUUAAUCGUGUUUCUUGAUCUGAAGAUUUUCCUACACUGCCAAUCUCUCAUCUAAAAGACAACAAUUGUUUUAAAAGCAUGAACAAGGCAUGAUGGAUUUAGUUGUAACAUACAUUGUCUAUGCCGUAGCAGUGCAUUAACAUUAAAUGCAGUUGUCUCCUUUUUGUAUAUAGCAAAGUCUUAGCUAAGUAAAAAUGUAAUAAUAUGCAAGUUUAGUAUAAAAUUAAAUUGAUUAAAAUUCACUUUCUGCUGUUCUAUUGUUAACAGAUUAACCAUUAUGAUGCACUUUAAUGCAUAUUACAUUAAAAAUAUUACAUUUUAGUCUCAAUAGAAAUAUAAUUACGAAUUGUAAUUGUUUUGUCAUUCUUGAUUUUUUUAUGAUUUCAAGUUAGUUCUAACAAACUUUACUGUACAUUAAAGUGUAAUACAUAAUAUGUAUUCCCAUUUUGCAAUGUAGAAAUGCUUCAAAUAUCUUCUAUUAAAAUUUUCAUAAAUGGCAAA
Molecule: messenger RNA, 1475 nt
Organism: Xenopus tropicalis (tropical clawed frog)
Lineage: Eukaryota; Metazoa; Chordata; Amphibia; Anura; Pipidae
Gene: trac
Product: T cell receptor alpha constant
Exons: 8
Coding region: 137-907 (256 amino acids)
Source: RefSeq, marked provisional